Molecule: messenger RNA, 3629 nt
Organism: Phascolarctos cinereus (koala)
Lineage: Eukaryota; Metazoa; Chordata; Mammalia; Diprotodontia; Phascolarctidae
Gene: SLF1
Product: SMC5/6 complex localization factor 1
Biological process (GO): protein localization to site of double-strand break; DNA damage response; positive regulation of double-strand break repair
Cellular component (GO): site of double-strand break; nucleus
Molecular function (GO): protein binding
Source: RefSeq, a predicted model, not a curated record
GAUAUGGAUAUGGAUAUAUGUGUAUGUAGAUAUAGAUAAAUAGCUAAUGUGCUGAUUAGUUUUACUCCCUCUUUUCUCUUUAUUUUUUCAUUAGAAAAGUUGGUUCUCAGGGUAAGGGUAGGAGUAGGUAGACAUUAGGAAAUGAAGGAUUUGCUGAGUCAAAUGAUACCAAUACAACUUUUUAAUAUGAGGAAAGUAAAAAUCUUUAGAUUUUAUAAAGGAACAUCUUUCAUUGUCUAGGUGUAUUAGGCUCAGAUAUUGUUUUAAAAGAUUAUUUAAUUGUCUUUAAAAUGUUAUUGCAUAGUUAUGGCAGUUAAAUCCUAAUACAGACUUCUGGUGAUAGAUAUUAUUAGUAAUUGUAUUAGUAGUGGAAAAUUAAGCAAACCAAACAACUGCAGUUCUUUUUAUCACUAUUGCAAACACAUUGCCCUUCCUUGUUAUAACUUAGCUUGUCACUUGAAAAAAAAUGUUUUGUGUUACCUAUAUUUGUAUCCAUCUUCCUGCAAGUGCAGAUUAAGGAUGGGAGCCAUAUAAUGUGCUGACCACUUGAGGAGGAAGAGCUUAAAGUUUUGGCAAAGUGUUUUGUCUUUGUGUAUGUAUAUAAGUAUAGAUGGAAGAUUCUACCCAGAAACGCAUAAUCCAGAUAACAGGAUUUAGAGACAAAGAGAAAGAAGAUCUAACCAAAUUGCUUUUAAAACUAGAUUGCAUUUUUAUUAAGAGUAAGCAAUACAGAAAUUGCACACAUCUCAUAGCAAAGCAUGCUUGUAAAAGUGAAAAAUAUUUAGCAGCUUGUGCAGCAGGAAAGUGGGUACUAACUAAGGACUACAUAAUUAAUAGUGCCGAAAGUGGCAGAUGGCUCAAUGAAACAACUUAUGAAUGGGGAUAUAAAAUUGAAAAAGACUCCCAUUAUUCACCUCAAAUGCAAUCUGCACCUAGAAGAUGGCGCAAAGAACUGACAAGCACUGGUGCUCCAGGGGCCUUCCACAGAUGGAAAGUUGUCCUCCUGGUUAAAGAAGGUAGUAAAGGAAGAGAUUCUCUUGCAAGAGUCCUAAAUGCUGGAAAGGCCCAAGUUUUUCUACCAAGUAAUUCACCAAGUGGAAUUACUCAUGUGAUCUCCUCGGAUACAAAUCUAAGUGCAGAAGAAGCCAAGUACACCUUUGAAGCUCCCUGCUACCCAGUACAGUGUCUAGUAGAUUUUCUAUUUUUUGAGAAAGAAUUUCGGAAUGAUGAAGAUGUUCAAAGGAAUUCUCUUUUAAUCAAACAUUCUAAAGAAGGACAAAAAGCCACCAAUUCCAGGACUGGAUAUGAACUUGCUGACCUGAAAAAGGCAUUAAGAAAACACAUAUGUAGAGUGGAGGCUAUGAAAUACAAUUGCAUCAAAUUAGCUAAAAGUACAGGGUCCAGUACAGAGGUUAAAAACACUGAACUUCCCAGAAAUGUGUGUAAUAUAAUUGAAAUCCUCAUUGAAGGGCAGUUCUUUGCAGAAGCAGUUGAGGAACUGAUUUUUCUACAAUCACACUACAUCCCUCCAAUCUGUCUGCUUCAUGCUCUUCUGAGCAACAUGCUACAGGGUAACAUAAAGACCUUGAUUGAUCGAUACUUCCGUGUUCUGUCAGUUCUUCUGCAUCUUCAUCCUCCUUGGGAGUCUCCUGCCAUGUUGAGUUAUUAUCUGAAAUUUUUUCAAUGUCCAAAUUGUAUGAAAGGAACAUGGUCUUUUGUAGAAGUACUUAUCAGGUCUUGCCUCUUCAGUGAAAGUUUUUGUCACCCAAUUCCAGAAGGAGUUGUGUCCAAGAUGCUCAAGCCGUCAUUACUAACAUUCUUGUUCAAGCUAAUGAAAAGCGAAGUCCAGCAUCUGAAUCACAAGUUAUAUGAAGAGGCAGAUUCUCAGAGCCUAAAAGUCCCAGAACAGGCUUUUCUUCUUGAAACCUUCUGGUCUGGAAAUGAAACCUCAGUAUUUUUUACCGAGCCAAUAAUUAUGCUUUUGGAUUGGACUGUAUAUUCUCAAAAACAAAAAUUCAGAUCUAACGAUGCCUUCAAAAAUGAAAUGGCUUAUCUGUUGAUUGAGAUUCUUGGAGCAGUAGUAGAAUAUUGGAUAUUUCUUGGUCUUAAGAAGGACAGAAAUGUGAUACAACAUAUGUCUGCUCUAGGAAAUUAUGUUGCUGUUUCUUGUGAUGAUUUUUCUUCAGAAGAGUUAAAGAGUUUCAUUAGUUCCUUAUCUUCAUCCUGGCUUCAAAUGUUCAUUGCAGAGUCAGUCUUUAAAAAGUUAUGUUUACAGAGCUGUAUCAGUAUUUCUCCUGAACCACUCUCUCUUCAGAAAAUGGUAUGUGCUUAUUUGCCUGCAUUGGGAAAAGUUGGUAUGCUUGAAUCAAGAAAGGGGCAGAAACGGAAGAAGUUGGGACAUUGGGUUGGCCCUGACUCUCAGAGGGCCCUGAAGAUGUUAACUGGUGGUGAUCAGAACCAAGCCACGGUCCUGCCUGAGGCACCUGAGCUGAAGCAUUCUUUGUCGUUAAAAAGGUUGCAAAAGAAACGGGAAGGAGAAUUGUCAUGUUCCAAAGAGAAUUGCCGCUCUUUGCUUCCAAAAAUGCAUUUUCACAAGACCAAUUUAAGAGGAGAGACAGCCCUGCAUAGAGCUUGCAUAAAUAACCAAGUGGAGAAAUUGAUUCUUCUUCUCUCUUUGCCAGGAACAGAUAUUAAUGUUAAAGACUAUGCUGGCUGGACGCCUUUGCAUGAAGCCUGUAACCAUGGCAACACAGUGUGUGUCCAGGAAAUUUUGCAACGUUGUCCAGAGGUAGAUCUGCUCACUCAAGUGGACGGGGUGACUCCUUUGCAUGAUGCACUGUCAAACGGACAUGUAGAAAUUGGCAAGCUGCUACUCCAGCAUGGGGGCUCGGUGCUUCUUCAGCAGAGGACUUCUAAAGGAAAACUGCCUUUGGAUUACGUUUUAGCUCCCCAAAUCAAAGAAGAUCUCCUGGCCGUCCUACAAGUCCAAGGUUCCACCGAGGACCUUCAUGCACAAGCAGAGGAACAUUUUUACCAGCAGCAGAUUGAAUUCGGCUCAUUCUUAUUUGGUAGAAUGCUGUUGAAUUUUUGUUCAAUAUUCAACUUGUUUUCAAGCUUCUCUGUUUUUAAGGAGUUAACUCAUCUACAUGAAAGACUGUUUACUUCUCCUAGGACUUGCAAGGAUGCCACCAGUGUGCAUACUGACUGGAUUAUGGAUCUCUAUGCUAGAGAUCUUGUGACAUUGCAGAAGCUCCCAAGUCUCCUUAAGGAGAUCCCUGAGAACUUGAAAGUGUUUCCUGGAGUUCAGACACAGGCCUUACUGAUGACACUAAAGACUAUGCUAGAUCAGUCAGAGACUUUUCAUGGCACUAGUUAAUAUUUAUAGACUUUCUAAAAUAGUUUAAAUCCAAAUUUAUAGACACAGUCUUUGACAUAAUUUUUUUAGAGGUGCUUAUUAGAUAACUUCUUUUUCAGAAAAAAGUAUGUUAACUCUGCUCUCCAGAAGAGAAAUGUAAAUUAUUUACAAAUUGAAUAGCAGUUUAAAAAAUUAUAUUGUGUUUUUUAAAAAUGAUUCUUAUUUGUGCUGUAACCCUCUUCAUCUAAGUAUUUAUUAAAACCUAGUGAAAUUA